GAUUAAUAAAAAAUAAUUGAACUUUUGCUUUACCCUUCCCUUGGAAAGUUUUCAAAAUGAAUCUGAAAUUUCCAAAAUGAGAAAAAUCAAUAUGUGUGGUAAACACGUCAACGUGAACUUUUCCAACUACCCAAAAGAAGAGUCAAGAGUAAAUAGUCCUGUUUAUACUAUAUAAAGUGGACACUCCAACAUCUUACUCCAACAUCUUGAGAUCAUCUCAUUCUCAUACAAGGCCCAAACAAAAGCUAAUAGUUUUGAACAAAUUUCGUAUCCUUUUGUGUCACUCCAUUUUCCAUUAACCAAAAAAAUCAUGUCCAAUAAUAGCAAGACACUUUUAUCUGCUGUGGCCUCUCUUGCAGCCUCAGCUAUGCUAAUCCGAAGCAUCACUAAUGAGUUCAUUCCUCAUGAGGUCAUAGAAUAUUUUAACUCAGGACUUCACAAUCUUUCUCGCAAGUUCUCCACACAACUCACAGUUGUCAUUGAAGAAUUUCAAGGCAUGUCCAGAAACCAAGUGUUUGAGGCUGCAGAGGCCUAUUUAGGCACCAAAGCCACUCUCUCAGGUCAAAGAGUUAAAGCAAGCAAAUCUGAGAAUGAUAAGAAUCUAUCGUUCGGGGUAGAUAGAGGAGAUGAAGUGAAUGAUGAGUUUGAAGGGGUUAAAAUAAGGUGGAUAAAAUUAUGCAUACAGGCUGAGUCAUCAUCUCGUAGGCAUCAUCAUGAUAUGAAUGCCUUACUAAGGUCAGAAAUAAGGUUCUAUGAGCUAAGUUUUCCAAAGAAACACAAGCAAAAGAUCUUUGGAUCAUAUUUGCCAUAUGUGAUGAAGAGAGCCAAGGCUAUCAAGCAAGAAAAUGAGACAGUGAAGCUUCACACAAUUGACUGUAGAGGCUAUUGGAAAGUGCCUGGUGUCACAUUUAGUCACCCCAUGACUUUUGAGACUCUUGCAAUUGACGCAGAGCUUAAGAGGGAAGUGGUGAAUGAUUUGGACAAGUUUGUGAAAGGGAAAGAGUUUUAUAAAAGAACUGGUAAAGCAUGGAAACGUGGUUACCUCUUGUAUGGUCCUCCUGGCACUGGCAAGUCUAGCCUUAUUGCAGCCAUGGCCUAUCAUCUCAACUAUGACAUCUAUGACUUUGUUCUCACUGCUGUUCAAGACAAUAGCGAGUUAAAGAAUUUGAUCCUUGGCAUGUCCAACCGUUCCAUACUUGUGAUUGAGGAUAUUGAUUGCACGAUCAAGCUGCAGAACCGAGAAGAAGAUGGGGAAACAGCUAAGAAUGGAGAUAAUAAGGUGACACUUUCAGGACUUUUGAAUAUUAUAGAUGGUCUUUGGUCAUGCUGUGGAGAGGAACGCAUUAUUAUCUUCACAACCAAUCACAAAGAGAGGCUGGAUCCUGCUCUGCUGAGGCCUGGGAGAAUGGACAUGCAUAUUCACUUGUCAUAUUGCAACUUUUCUGCUUUUGAGCAAUUAGCCUUCAAUUACCAUGGCAUUUCUCAGCACAAACUCUUUGAACAGAUUGAAGGGCUUCUGAGAGAAGUCCAAGUGACUCCAGCUGAAAUUGCAGGAGAGAUGAUAAAGAUCUCUGAUGCAAAAGAAGGCCUACAAGACAUUGUCAAAUUCAUCCACAACAAGAAAAUGCAUGCUGCAGAACAUGACUCAAAUUGACCAGAAUAACAAAGAUCAUGAAUUAGGUGGAGAAAAUUCAUGAUAAGAUAAAAAAUAAAAAUAAGGGAUUGAACCUCGUGCUCAGCUAUUAAAGAGAAAUUAAUCUUCUACACUACCCAGUUUCAAUUGUGGCUAUGAUUUUGUUUAUUCUUCAAGUGCUAAAUGUUGCCACAUAUGGUGUCAAAAAAAGAAAUGUUGCCAAAUAUCUGCGUCAUCUUCAUAUGUCAUGCCGGACUAAUUUUUUUUAUAAAGUCCUUUAUCUCCUUAAAAUAUCA
Molecule: messenger RNA, 1929 nt
Organism: Cajanus cajan (pigeon pea)
Lineage: Eukaryota; Viridiplantae; Streptophyta; Magnoliopsida; Fabales; Fabaceae
Source: RefSeq, a predicted model, not a curated record